GCCGCGGCGGCGACAGCUACCGCUGGAGCGGCUGCAGAGGAGGAAGAAGGGGAGCUGGGCAAGGCCGGAGUCCCUGGCGGGAACCCUCGGAAUGGGUUCGCGGACCUAGACCUGUGAAAGCUACCGGCCUGGUGCAGAGCUGGCCCCUGUUCCUUCCUGUGGCUCCCAUGGCUGAGGAGUGGCUGGACUGCCCAGCCCUGGGCCCCGGCUGGAAGCGUCGUGAGGUUUUUCGAAAGUCAGGCGCCACCUGCGGACGCUCAGACACCUAUUACCAGAGCCCCACAGGAGACAGGAUCCGAAGCAAAGUUGAGCUGAUCCGAUACCUGGGCCCUUCGUGCGACCUCACCCUCUUCGACUUCAAACAAGGCAUCCUGUGCUAUCCAGCCCCCAAGGCCCAAAACUUGGCUCUCCCCGGAAGGAAGCGGAAGAAGCCUUCGAAGCCAGUUAAAGCUCGAAAAUGUCAGGUUGGACCCAAGAGGGUUGAGGUUAGAAAGGAGGCCCCAGGGGCUAAAACCAAGGCUGAUGCUGACACAGCCCCAGCUUCGCUCCCUGCACCUGGGCACUGUGAGAACUGUGGAAUCAGCUUCUCAGGGGAUGGUACCGGAAGGCAGCGGCUCAAGACAUUGUGCAAGGACUGCAGAGCACAGAGAAUUGCUUUCAACCGGGAGCAGAGGAUGUUUAAGCGUGUGGGCUGUGGAGAGUGUGCAGCCUGUCGGGUAACCGAGGACUGCGGGGCCUGCUCCACCUGCCUUCUGCAGCUGCCCCAUGAUGUGGCCUCAGGGCUAUUCUGCAAGUGUGAGCGGAGACGGUGCCUCAGGAUUGUGGAAAAGAGCCGAGGGUGUGGAGUGUGCCGGGGCUGUCAGACCCGAGAGGACUGUGGCCGUUGCCGAGUCUGCCUUCGCCCUCCCCGCCCUGGUCUCAGGCGCCAGUGGAGGUGCAUCCAGCGGCGCUGCCUACGACAUCUUGCCCAUCGCCUGCGUCGCCACCAUCAGCGAUGUCAACGACGCCCUCCCCUAGCUGUGGCUCCCCCUGCUGGUAAGCGUAGCCGCCGCAGGGGAGGCUGUGACUCCAAGAUGGCUGCCCGUCGGCGUUCCAGAACCCAGCCACUACCUCCACUUCCCCCACCUCAGCCUCCAGAGUCCCCAGAGCUGCACCCCAGAGCCCUGGGCCCCUCAUCACCUGCUGAGUUCAUCUAUUACUGUGUAGACGAGGACGAGCUACAACCUUACACAAACCGCCGGCAGAACCGAAAGUGCGGGGCCUGUGCAGCCUGCCUGCGGCGGAUGGACUGUGGCCACUGUGACUUCUGCUUCGACAAGCCCAAGUUCGGGGGCAGUAACCAGAAGCGCCAGAAGUGUCGUUGGCGCCAGUGCCUGCAGUUUGCCAUGAAGCGCCUGCUGCCAAGUGUCUGGGCAGGGUCUGAGGAUGGGGCAGCGUCACCCCCACCUAUCCCUCGUCGAAAGAGGCCAGGAUCUACUCGACGGCCCCGUGUAGGCCACACCUUGAAGACCCCCUCGGGCACGCCCACAGUCCGAACCAGCCAAGCCCAGACUCCAGUGAAGCAGGAAGCAGGCAAUGGCUUUGUGCUGCCCCCGCCUGGCACUGACCUGGUGUUCUUACGGGAGGGUGCAAGCAGUCCUGUGCAGGUACCUGGCCCUGCCCCAGCCUCCACAGAACCCCUGUUGCAGGGGGCCCAGUGCCCUGGCCUGAGUUGGGUUGUGGUCUUACCCCAGGUGAAGCAAGAGAAGGUGGAUGCUCAGGAAGACUGGACACCAGGCAGAGCCAUCCUGACUUCUCCCGUAUUGCUGCGUGGCUGCCCCAGCAAGGCAGUAGACUCGGGCCUGCCACUUGUGAAGCAAGAGCCCCCUGACUCUGAGGAGGAAAAAGAGAAGAGCAAGGAUGACUCAGCCUCUGAUUCGGCCCCAGAGGAGGAGGCAGGAGGGGCUGGCACGCCAGUGAUCACGGAGAUUUUCAGCCUGGGUGGAACCCGUCUUCGGGACACAGCAGUCUGGUUGCCAAGGUCCAAGGACCUUAAAAAACCUGCAACUAGAAAGCAGUAGACUGGAGGCUUCUGCAGACUGUAGGAUUCAAGGUGAAAUUUACAGACCGGCUUUAUGAGAGACAACACUGACCUACUCAGAGGCUGGACCGUAAAGCGAUUGCCAGGGCUUGUGUAGGAAUCAGUGGGAACUGGAAACACCACCAAACCAGAGGAGCAGGCCUGUUCAGUCCUUUGAGCUUAUAGAGGAAGGAAGGAAGAAAGGAAGAGAAAGUAGAAAGUUGGUGCAUCUGCUCCAAAUGGUGCAAAUCCCAGAAGCCUGAACAUGACAAGAAGUUUGACUCUUAGGGGUGGAGGAGCUGGGAUUGGGGCUGGGGGUAGAAUGAGAGCCACCGUAAACAAGCUAAACAAGCCAUCCUCAUAAACAUGAAAUGGCUUCUGGGUGAGACCUGGCAGUGUCUCUAAACAUUUCCUCAGGGAGACAGCAACUGAAAAUGUAAUGUGAAUAAAUAAGGAAAGGAACUGUAAUCUGGUGAGUUCUUCCUUAGGGACCCAGUUUAUUUCUCAGAAUGGUCUUUUCAGGAAGACUGAUUUUGCCCAUUUUUGCAGAUGGAAAGACAUACUCAGAAAUUAAAUAACUUGUCCAAUGUCAAACAGCUAGUAUUGAUAGAGUCUAGAAUUAAACCAUUAAUUAAUGUAAAAGCCUUGUUCUUUAAGCCACUAACCCAUAAACUGUAAUCCUGAGUUCAAUAAUGUGUAAUAAUAUAGUAACAGCAACUCCAAAAACAAGGUGGGUUCAUUUUAAGCAUUAUAACAAAUCCUUCACACUGCUGUUUCCAGCAGCUCCAAAAACAAGGUGGAUCAAUUUUCAGCAUUAUAACAAAUCCUUUACACCGCUGUCUCUAGCAUGGGCUAGGGCCGUGGUUGGCAAACUCUUUGGCCCCUUGAGUGUGGCUCUUCCACAAAAUACCACGGCCUGGGCGAGUCUAUUUUGUAGAAGUGGCGUUAGAAGAAAUUUAAGUUUAAAAAAUUUGGCUCUCAAAUUUCAAUCGUUGUACUGUUGAUAUUUGGCUGUGUUGACUAAGAAGUUUGCCGACCACUGGCCUAGGGAGUGCCAAGGCUGUGUGCUUGGGUCUCCUUGUUAGAGCACUUGUGCAUCCAGAGACUGGGUUCUUUCCAGGUCUCUGGUGUUGCAUAAGAUUCCUCAAACCCUAAAAGGUGUCCUUCCACACUGGCUGCUGUCCAUUUUGCGUUUUCCUCCUCCUCUUCAGCCAAAGCAGUCUUCGAAGUAGAGCUGUCAGCGUGGCUCAUCUUUCUUGACCACUUGUGUCCCCUGCCCCUUGACAUUUGUGCUUGGUUUCUGCUCUUAGCCCAUCUACAAGGAGUAUGAGUUUCUGCUUCAAGUCCUGUCGAAGGGCCAGUCUUGGCUCAGGCUGCCUCACUGUCCAAUAUUUUGCAUAGUGCUAAAAGUGAUUAGACAUGGGAUCAUCACUUAGCCAGCUUUACAAGGUCAGGACUGAGUGUGUGCCCCCUUAAAUUUUGUAGCUUUUGUGCAUCCCUUGCCUUACUCUAGUUCCAGCCCUGCAGCUUUGGGUGAUUCAGAUGUAGAUUAGCUAUUUCCCUACUGUAACUCACGAUACAGCCCUCUGCCACCCUCUUCUGCCCCUUUCUUUGCCUUGUCCCACCUACUUCAGCCAGAGUCGACUGGAUAAUUUUCUGCUAUUUGUUUUGCUCCUCCCAGGAUCCAACCACCCAUCCCUAGUAUUCUGGUAAUUUUGACAAUGAUGUCCUAUGUGAAAUGGAUUUGAUUGGUAUUCUGACUGAUGAA
Messenger RNA from Eptesicus fuscus (big brown bat), 3827 nucleotides. RefSeq names its product methyl-CpG binding domain protein 1 (gene MBD1). The record is from RefSeq and is a predicted model, not a curated record. Gene Ontology annotation, molecular function: zinc ion binding; DNA binding. The transcript is spliced from 17 exons. Bases 168 to 2060 code for a protein of 630 amino acids. Lineage: Eukaryota; Metazoa; Chordata; Mammalia; Chiroptera; Vespertilionidae.